Macrobrachium nipponense is the source of this 2864-nucleotide messenger RNA. RefSeq names its product solute carrier family 28 member 3-like. NCBI's taxonomy places the organism in Eukaryota, Metazoa, Arthropoda, Malacostraca, Decapoda, Palaemonidae. The transcript is spliced from 14 exons. Gene Ontology annotation, cellular component: plasma membrane. Gene Ontology annotation, molecular function: nucleoside:sodium symporter activity. Gene Ontology annotation, biological process: nucleoside transmembrane transport. The record is from RefSeq and is a predicted model, not a curated record. The coding region runs from base 100 to 2001 and encodes 633 amino acids.
AUCAUCUCGAGACGACUGUGGACACCAGAUAUUUUUUUCCUAUUUUCUUCUGAGACGCAGAUUUCCUCUGAAGUGAUUUUUGGUCCAAGACCCAGAGUCAUGUCCGGUCGCGACAACCCCAAUUUCCAGGAGGACGCGACAGAUGGCGCCAUCGGCGUGACCUUGAAGUCGAUCAAGCCUAAUCUGGAGUACCAGGUAGGAUAUGAGGAGAAGCCACCCUAUUCGCAGCAGAAUGGCAAUGGGACAGCCAAGAAUCCUCACAGGACUCCUGGCAAGGAUGUGGAGGAAGGAGAGGGAGGCGUUGACUGUGAGGGAGAAGAAGGGGAGGAGGAUUACAGCAUCUGUUCUCUGAUACCUGGUUACAAAUCCUUGUCUGAGAGUAAGAAGGUCAAGACCUGGCUGAAGAGAGUGUUCUUGAGUGUGCUGGCCGUACUCUACGCAGUGUACUUCAUCUACGUAAUUCGGGUACCCACGAAAGCAGAGGAAAACGACUACUGGUGUGAGGGAGACGGACUUCUGAUUGUAAUCACUUUCUUUGCAGUCACUGGGCUCUUCUAUUUCCAGAUCAUCAAACCAUAUUUUAGCCUCUUCCUAUAUGAAAGAGUCAUCAGGCACGUAGUGAAUGGCUGUGGCAAAUUGUGGCAGUUCAAAUUAGUCCAGUUCUUCGUAUACAUUGGCCUCCUAGCGGCUGUGGGCGUUUUCCUGUAUUUUGACACCAAGGACGACCCCAAUCGUCUUGUUUCUCUCUUCGGAGUUUUUGUGUUGCUUCUCUUCGGAUUCAUCUUCUCCACGGCUCCCAGAAAGGUCCGUUGGCGCCAUGUUGCCUGGGGAAUGGGUCUCCAGUUCUGCCUGGGUCUCUUCAUCCUCCGCUGGGAAGUGGGAAAAGGUGUGUUCAAAUGCGCUGGUGACAGAGUCAGCAGGUUCUUGGAAUUUACGGACGACGGCUCGCGCUUUGUCUUCAGUGACCUGCUGAUCAAGGAUAAUUUUGUGUUUGCGUUCAAGGUGCUAUCCGUCAUCCUCUUCUUCAGUUUUUGCAUUCAGAUUCUGUAUUACUGGGGCGCUAUGCAGUGGGUGGUCAUCAAGCUUGGCUGGUUCUUGCAGGUGACUGUUGGCACCACCGCUUGUGAGAGCGUGAAUGCUGCUGCUAAUAUAUUCUUAGGACAAACUGAGGCCCCUCUUCUGAUCAAGCCCUACAUACCGCUCAUGACCAAAUCAGAGCUGCACGCUGUCAUGACUGGAGGAUUUGCCACCAUAGCCGGGUCCGUCCUGGCAGCCUACAUCUCCUUCGGCGUAGACCCAACCCACCUUCUCUCAGCUUCUGUCAUGAGCGCUCCUGCAGCUCUCGCCUUUGCAAAGCUCUUCUACCCUGAAACCAAAGUCUCGAAGACGGGCGUCAACGACAUCAGAAUCACGAAGGGUGAGGAGACCAACUGGCUGCAUGCUGCGAUGGUGGGAGUCACAAACGCCAUUCCCUUGGUGGCGAACAUCGCUGCAAAUCUGAUCGCUUUCUACGCCUUCAUCUCCCUCUGUAGCAGCCUCAUGGACUGGACCUGUACUCUUGCAGGUGCUGAGGCUGGGGUCUGCAGUCUGCAGAAUUUGUUUGGGUGGAUCUUCAUGCCCCUGGCAUGGGUCAUGGGUGUGGAAUGGUCAGAAUGUGACAAAGUGGGCCAGCUUGUUGGCAUCAAGACGAUCGUCAAUGAAUUCGUCGCUUAUUCUGAGCUGGCAAAUAUGAAGAAAAGAAAUGAACUAUCAAAGCGAGCUGAAAUCAUCGCCACUUACGCCCUCUGCGGCUUCAGCAACAUCAGUGCUAUCGGCAUCAAUCUUGGAGGCUUCGGUGCCAUGGCACCAUCCCGGAAAGCUGACCUGGCCAGUGUCGUCGUCAGGGCUAUGAUCUCGGGCAGCUGCGCCUGCUUCCUCACUGCGUGUAUCGCUGGUACGCUACUGAGCGAAGGGCCCGCAGGGACUUCUGGCAACAGUACAGCAAACUUCACCCUCACCUAAAUCAUCGUUUACACUUUUAUUCUGCCAUCAAGGUUUUUCGUCGUCUUUUGUAGAUACAUAGUAUAUUUAGAUAGUUUCAUCUUUGUGUUUUGGAGUUGACAGUGAAUACCCCUGGCCGAUAUCAUUAGAAUUAAUUGUGAUUGGUGGACACUCGCUUUGCCCACCAGCCACCAGAGGAUUUAGCCAAUCAGAAGACAAUUGGGAACUUCAGUGGAAAUUUAUUGUCAGGUCCAAAUGGACAGACUGUAGCGUAGUAGCAGUUCACGUCUUAGAUUUUAUUUUGUGAUUAUAGUUUUAAUUUUGAUCUCUGUGUCAUAGUACUUAAAUGAUUGUUGUGCCGUGCAAAGGUUUGUAAUAUUCACUUUUCAGAUAGGUUUUAAUUGUACUAUCAAGGCAGUUGUUUUUAAACGAAUUGAGGAGUUUCAUGAAAUGAGGCUGGAUCAAUGAUUGUAAAAUUAAAAAAAAAGAAACUGAUAAAUUUUCUGAUGAAUGGCAACCACUGUGAUACACUUUAUAAUUUCACAACGAAGUCCUUUCAUAACUUUUCACUUGUAAAUAGUAAAUAGAUCCGUAAUUCCCUCUAUCAGCUUUUAAUUAAUGUGAAGUGUGUAUAUAAACCUAGUUGGUAAAUAGUUAUUUCUUUUAUAUUGUAUGAAUGCCUAAAAUAUUUCUGGCAAAGACUGUUUACAUAUUAGUGUUCAAUUUCAUUUUAAACAGAAUGUCUUAUUGAUAAGAAAGAGAUUGAAAUAUAUUUUAUUUAUGAAAUAUAUGAUAUAUUGUAUUUUAUAUAUGGAUAUUUUUCCAUGAUUCCAUGUGAUAAUUGUAUUUAUGAAUAAACAUUCCAUGAAAGCCUUCCGUUUGUC